Messenger RNA from Rosa chinensis, 3272 nucleotides. Its product is annotated as receptor-like protein kinase ANXUR1. The transcript has a single exon. Gene Ontology annotation, cellular component: plasma membrane; plasmodesma. The record is from RefSeq and is a predicted model, not a curated record. Gene Ontology annotation, molecular function: transmembrane receptor protein tyrosine kinase activity; ATP binding. Gene Ontology annotation, biological process: protein autophosphorylation. The coding region runs from base 358 to 2988 and encodes 876 amino acids. Lineage: Eukaryota; Viridiplantae; Streptophyta; Magnoliopsida; Rosales; Rosaceae.
AACGAAGAAACAAAGCAGAAGAAAUCAUAAUACAAAGAAUCAAAGUAAAGACCUAACCUCUUUCUAACUCUCCCUCGUCUUGCCUGGUCUAGCUUUUCAGAUCCAGGUAAGGCAGCUAACCCUUUGGGGUUUAACUAGAUAUGGAUUUACGUAGGGGAGGGUUAAAUUAAUUACAGAAAAUCAAGAUAAACGAAAGCUACUAGGAAAAAGAACAAACCCUUUUGAUUUCUCGGGCGUACAGGAAAACGAAACGCUUUCUUCUUCGUCUUUCUCUUGCAAUUAAAACACACUCCAUUUUGUUUUCCUGUACGCCAUUGAGAGAGCUACGUCUCUCUCUUUGGUCUUCGCUUGCUAGUCAUGUCCACCGGAACCAACAUUGUUUUCUUUCUCGCUUUUGUGUCUUCCUUCCUAAGUUUUGGCCUGCAAGCGGCGAGCCCGGACUCGUUGAUGCUCGGCUGCGGCUCAGAAAAUGAAGACACAGAUGCAGACGGGCGAAAAUGGUUACCAGACUCGAAGUUUGUUACUGCUUCGAAUUCCGUUCAGGCCCAAGCUCAGUACCAAGACCCUGCACUCAGUUCCGAGAUCCCAUACAUGAAGGCCAGGAUCUUCACCUCAAAUGCCACGUACAAGUUGUCGGCCAAAUCUAAGCAAAGGUACUUCCUCAGGCUACAUUUCUAUCCUGCAAACUAUGGCAGCCACAAUGCCGAGCAGGCCUUUUUUUCGGUUAUGGCAAAUGGAGUCACAUUGUUGAAGAACUUCAGCGCCUCAAUCACUUGCAAGGCGACCACGCAAGCUUAUAUCGUAAGAGAGUACUCCGUGGCUCCACUCACCAAGGAUGAUCUGGAACUCACAUUUUCGGUCAACACAGGUUUUGCCUUUGUCAAUGGCAUUGAGUUUGUCCCCGCCCCAGAUGACUUAUUCGACCAGGCUACUCUUGUUGGAAAUCCGGAUCAGUCCUUCGACAGCAAGAGCUCGAAUUUGCAGACAUUGUAUAGGUUGAACGUCGGUGGGAGUUCCAUUCCACCAACCAAGGACUCUGGCUCCUUAGGAAGGACUUGGUAUGAUGACGGUAGUUAUAUAUUUGGUGCUAAUGCUGGGGUCCCCAAUCUGGCUGACAAUAAGACGAAAAUUGAGUACAAAGAUAUCCCAGACUAUUCUGCUCCUGUUGAUAUUUAUACCACUGCAAGAUCAAUGGGUCCUAAUGGGUCUGUAAAUAUAAAUAGCAACCUCACAUGGAUGUUCAACCAGGUUGAUACCAAGUACAUGUACAUUGUGAGGCUACACUUUUGCGACAAUAAAAACACCAAAGCGAAUCAGGUUGUAUUCACCAUUUACAUUAACAACCAAACCGCGGAGCCUGCAGCCGAUGUGAUCGGAUGGUCAGGAGGGAUCGGAAAAGCUGCAUACAGAGACUACGCGACAAUACUUGAUGAAAAGAGUGGUGGCGACCUUUGGCUAACUUUGCAUCCUAAUCCGGAUUCAAAACCACAGUACUAUGAUGCAUUGCUCAACGGCGUGGAGAUAUUCAAGCUUGAAACUGGUAAAAGUUUGGCCGGUCCUAAUCCCAAGCCUUCGGAAAUGUUGGAAAAGAACGAGGAAGAGCAAAAGAAAAACUUCGAAAAUCAAAAGGAUAAGGAAACGGGUUCAAACAAAGCUCAUGUGAUUGGUGGAGCCGCAGGAGGAGCUGCAGCUGCUGGGAUAGUGGCUGCAUUGUGCAUUGCUGUGUACCAAAGGAAGAAGCGAGUCCAAGGAACUGAAUCACAUACUAAUAGCUGGCUUCCAAUUUAUGGCAACUCGCACACUAGUGGCACAAAAUCCACAGGUUCGGGCAGGAGUAACGGUAGCAGACACCUAUCGUCAGCUGCUCAAGGCCGGUGCAGGCGCUUCUCAUUUGUUGAGAUGAAACAGGCCACCAAGAAUUUUGAUGAGACUAAUGUGAUUGGUGUUGGAGGGUUUGGGAAGGUGUACAAGGGAGUUAUUGACAAUGGAGCUACCAAAGUGGCCAUCAAGAGGUCUAACCCUCAAUCCGAACAAGGAGUACACGAAUUCCAGACAGAAAUUGAGAUGCUUUCGGAGUUGAGGCACAAGCAUUUGGUUUCUCUUAUUGGAUUCUGUGAGGAAGACAAUGAAAUGUGCUUGGUUUAUGACUACAUGUCACGCGGCACACUUAGAGAGCACAUUUACAAGGGCAACAAGACUCAUUUGUCAUGGAAGCAAAGGCUGGAGAUUUGCAUUGGAGCAGCUAAAGGACUUCACUACCUUCACACAGGGGCAAGAUGGACAAUCAUUCAUAGAGAUGUCAAAACAACAAACAUUCUCUUGGAUGAGAAUUGGGAGGCUAAGGUCUCUGAUUUCGGGCUCUCGAAAACUGGCCCAGACUUGAACAAGGGUCACGUUAGCACAGUAGUGAAGGGUAGCUUUGGGUAUUUGGAUCCUGAAUACUUCAAAAGACAACAACUGACUGAAAAAUCUGAUGUCUACUCCUUUGGGGUUGUCCUAUUUGAGGUGUUGUGUGCAAGGCCUGCUCUAAAUCCAAACCUUCCAAAAGAACAGGUUAGUCUAGCAGAUUGGGCACUACAUUGCCAAAAGAAAGGGAUUCUAGAAGAAAUCAUUGACCCUCAUUUGAAGGGCAAAGUGAACAUGGAAAGCAUCAAUAAAUUUGCAGACACAGCGGAGAAGUGCUUGUCUGAGUGCGGAGUUGAUCGCCCGAGUUUGAAUGACAUCUUGUGGAACCUUGAGUUUGCUCUCCAGUUGCAGGAGGGGACAGAUAGUGGGUCGACAGGAUUGGCGUCACGAACCCGAUCCGACUCUGAUGAUGCUAGUUUGAGAAACCAGCACAUGAUGGCCAUACAUUAUAGCAACCUCAGUCUUGGAAGUGAGAGUGAAAUAGGGGAAGAACAACCACCACCAUCAUCCAAUAACAACGAAGCCGCCCCCGAUAAUGAUAGCGCAAUCUUCUCGCAGAUUGUCAAUCCGACGGGUCGAUAGAGGGUAAUGUCUAACAGGCGUGGGAUGCAAGCAAUGAAACCAGCAUAUAUAGUAGAGAUUACUCGAGAGCAUCGAUGAUGAUGUGCUUUGAUUCUUUGUAUAUUACUUGUUUGCUCCUUUUUCCUUAUAUAAGCCUAUAAGCUGUUUUAGUACUAAUAUUGGACAGGCCAGGUUUCUGUAGCAAAUUGCCCUCUACUCACAGAUGUUCAUCGUUACAGACUCAAGUUUCAUUCUGCCUGGUGCAUGUUCUAUAUGAUAAAUUCCUAUUGAUAUGCAUUAAUUUA